AUAAUUCACCUUUUUUUUUAUUUUCUCUCUCUCCGCUUUUAUUUUAUUUUUCUUUGUCUCCCUCAUUUUGAUAUCUAUAUAAUUUCAUCUACCUCCCACUUUCCUCUCUUCUUUCUUUCUCGCCUACUUCAUUGGCCUUUUUUUCAUGUCUUUUUUUCUUGAAUCGUCGUUCCUCACUAGCUGGAGCUCCUAACUGCCAUUUCCAGGCGUUUUUUGGUCGAUAGUUCUCUUUCAAGUUUCGUGUAAAUACAGCGUAAAUACAUACACUAAUCAAGAGAUAGUCAGAGAAAUCGAUCUAGAAAUCCAAAUAGAGUAUCGAUCUGAAGGAUGAAUUACUGUGGGAUCCAGCAAAACGGUGUCGUAUCUUGUGAAGAAACGCGGAGUUUCGUUUCCGUUUCUGGUGGUCGUAAAGGCUCCGUUGUGUGUCCUAAACCUCGCCGUGUCGCUCCCACUAAUGACGCUUCUAGACCUAUGCGCUGGCACUUUGGGCAUCAUUCUGAUAUAUCUGAUUCCAGAGCUGGAUCUGAGCUGUUGGAUAUCAUCCUCAGUAAGGGUGUUCAUGGUGCUGAGAGGACCAAUACACAAGUAGCUUCGUCACCCCCGUUUUUCUGCGGGUCACCCCCGAGUAGAGUCUCUAACCCAUUAAUUCAGGACGUGCGAUUCAGGGAGGAAAAACAAUUAAUUUCUCCAUUUUCAUCAAAGCCGUCGUCGCCGAUACAGGCUGCUGCAUCAGGGUCUGCAUCCUCACCCAACUCUUCUGCAAGGAAAGUGGGAUGUGUAAGGGCGAAUUUUGGGAGCAAUCCGGCAAUGAGAGUUGAAGGGUUUGAUUGCCUCGACAGGGACCGCAGGAACUGCAGCAUCCCUGCCUUGGCUUAAAACUAUCAACUCGAGAAAAGAAUAAAAACAAAAAAAGUACAUAUAGUGAUCAAACAGAAGCUUUAAGGCAAUAUAACAUAUUAGGAAGGGAAAAGAUAGCAUGAGAAGAAUUUUGGUAAUUUCUCAGAGCAAAGAGAUGAAGAGUUGUCAUUUUGCAAUGUAAAUAUGCAGUUGAAAGGGAGUUCCUUUUUUUGUAAGUAAAGAAAAAUCCCAUGUAAGGUUGACUAAAUAAAAAGGGUGGGAACUAGAGUCUGGUUAGGUUUUCUUUCUAAGUGAGAAGUUGGUUGGAUUUCAAAAUGAGAAUUUGCUUUUUUUUUUUUUUUUGAGUCGAUGUAAAUACGAGGGAAGUUAAAUUUUCUGGGACUUAUGUAAUUCUCUAUUAUGGGUUUCGUUGUACGUGCGGCUCUUUCCUUCUGUAGAAGAAGGUGUAUAAAAAAGCUGCUUUGUUAAUUGUUAUUGGAGUCUAGUAGUUUUACAGUGUAAAUAUUGAAGCCCUAGAGGGUUUUUUCCACCAAAUUUUGUGGUCCACCUCCUUGUUCUAUCACCAAGAAAAUGGCUCUCUCUUUUUUUAUUAUUA
Messenger RNA from Beta vulgaris subsp. vulgaris (sugar beet), 1453 nucleotides. RefSeq lists its product as hypothetical. The record is from RefSeq and is a predicted model, not a curated record. Bases 328 to 876 code for a protein of 182 amino acids. Lineage: Eukaryota; Viridiplantae; Streptophyta; Magnoliopsida; Caryophyllales; Amaranthaceae. The transcript has 4 exons.